Messenger RNA from Chanos chanos (milkfish), 567 nucleotides. RefSeq names its product dual specificity protein phosphatase 13-like. The record is from RefSeq and is a predicted model, not a curated record. Bases 1 to 567 code for a protein of 188 amino acids. Gene Ontology annotation, biological process: protein dephosphorylation; negative regulation of MAPK cascade. Lineage: Eukaryota; Metazoa; Chordata; Actinopteri; Gonorynchiformes; Chanidae. Gene Ontology annotation, molecular function: protein tyrosine/serine/threonine phosphatase activity; MAP kinase phosphatase activity. The transcript is spliced from 3 exons. Gene Ontology annotation, cellular component: cytoplasm.
AUGGCGCUCCAGGAGAAGUCUGCAUAUGAAACACCAUCUGUGGGGGAGCUGCAGGACUUCCUGCUGGCGGACAGACGCCCCACCGGACACAUCAACCAAGUGUGGCCCAGUGUUUACAUUGGAAACGAGGUAGCGGCGCGUGACAAACCAAUGCUCUUCCAUAUGGGGAUUACACAUAUAGUGAAUGCUGCCAGUGGCCCUCCCCAUGUCAACACCGGGCCUCGUUUCUACAGAGAUAUGGCCAUAGAUUAUUAUGGGGUGGAAGCUGACGAUUCCUCAGAGUUCCUCAUAAGCCUGCACUUCUACCCGACCGCAAGGUUCAUCCGCGCUGCACUGUCGAGGAAAGGGAAGGUGUUGGUCCACUGUCUAAUGGGGGUCAGUCGCUCAGCCACCCUGGUCUUGGCCUUUCUGAUGAUCUGUGAGGGACUGACGUUAAUGGAAGCCGCUCAAACAGUUCGUCAGCACAGGGACAUCUGCCCUAACCCUGGCUUCCUGAACCAGCUCAGACACCUCGACAUGGGCUUAGCCCGCGAAAGGAGGAGGAAACAAGAGGCUUACAAAUUGUAA